UUAACUAAUCAAUCGUUUCUUAUUGAUGGGUAAAUUAAAUUAUCCGGAGUAAUAUCUAAACGCUUUUUAGAAAUGACAGGUCCUAUCCAAUCACAAUAAUCCUCAACCUCGAGCCGUUGAUAAGUUUAUUUCUGCUAAGAAACUUAUACGCGCUUCCAUUAGUCCGCAAGAAGAUGAUAAGAAACGAUGAUUGCGCUAGUUGCCAAAAUAAUUAACUUAUUCGCAUUGACCGUUCGAAGUGUUUUAUUUGGAGCUUCAGUCGUCGGACAUGUAAUAUUUCUUGCAGUUGCAGGCGUUUGUACGGCACUGGUAAACUUUGUUGAUAGUGUUCGAACGUUUAUUCAGAUAGUUUAUGAAGACAACUUACCGAUCUUCAACGAGGACAUACCCAACUUCACUAAUGAUGUUAUCGACACGUUCGUCAGCCAAGUGGUGUUCGUCUGGAGCGGUGUGACGAAGGUUUACAGCGACAUAUUUCUCAAAUUCAGUGCCAUCGUGCUCUCCAUCAAGUGGCUAAUAGACUCAGUGUUUCUGGUGAUUUCUGAGGUGUUAUACAUUAUAAAAAGUGCUGUGAUAUGUUUAGGGGAUGCACUAUGGCUCAUAGUUACAUUUAUUCCUGUUCAGCUGCCUCAGCUGGUGAAGCAGUUGCUGAGGUACUUUACAGACAUAGCCAUAGAUGGCAUUGUAAGUGCUUACAUGACAUUGUUGAAGUUUACCAACUUCCUGACUGAUGUGCCUUUGGAGUCAUUUAUGGGUAUAAUUAGUGCCAUUGUUAUUGUGCGUUUGUGCAUACAUUUUAGAGAGGAUAUUCAAACUAGGUUUACAUCACUUUAUUGGGCUGUGGUAAGAAACAGUUUGUACUUAUAUCAUCUGUUUUAUAAUUAUUUUACUGACUCGGAGGUGAGGGUGAUAACUAGUUUAGUGGGUGGUAGGGAAGCCCGUGUGAGGGAGGCGGAGGCCAUUGUGCGUGCAGCCAAUGAUGCUGCAGAUGCUGCUGAUGCACUUUGCGUCAUUUGCCAAGAACGGCAAAAAUGUGUUCUGACACUGCCAUGUCGCCACAUCUGCCUGUGUAGCGAGUGUUGUAUGAGACUGUAUGGGUAUCAAAGGACUUGUCCUAUUUGUAGAACUUUCAUUUACCACUCCGUGACUGUGUACUUGUGACAGACAUACUUUACAUUCCUGGCUUAAGGUAUUUUCUCAAUUCCAAUUUAGAUUUACCAAAGAUCAGGCUCACUUAGUCGAGCUGAAAUGUAUCCACUGAUUUGAUCUUCGAGGUCUUAUUGAGGUGACUCAAAUAAAAAAUAGUGAGUUAAAAAUUGUUCGAUUUACUUAAUGAAGAUCUGUAUCUUCUAAUUUGUUUUGUACAAAAUUGUUCUUAUACAGCUAUUGCAAUAACUUUCUGCAUAGUUGUUUCAAAUUAUAUAGGAGAUCUGAAUUGUAAGAAUGGAUACAUACAUUGUGUAUUAUGUUAAUACUUCUUAUGCUUUUAGUUGUGUUAUUUGUACACUUUGUUUCCACAUUUUCUUGUUUAUAGCAUUUAUAAGGACACACUAACCCAGCGGUCGGCAACAUUUUUAGCAGCCAAGGGCCACAUAGUAUUUAACGAAGUAGAAGCGGGCCGCACUUUGUUAAUAUUUGUGACUUUAUCAGACAUUGUCGUUAGUCAAUAUUACAUAUGAAAAAGCCAGGAAGGCUUGCGGGCCGCAAGUAAGAGGUUUGCUACCUGUUGCCGACCACUGCACUAAGCAAUAACUAUAUAAAUACAGCUAAGUGAAGCGCACUCAUAUAGUAGCAAUCUCAUGAUAUGAAACAUCUGCAUAAAUAUAAUAUAAAUUACUUACUUUAAUUAUAAGUGAUAAUUACAAAACAAUACAAAUAAUCUUUGGUUUUGAUAUUACUAAUUUAAUCCUUAUUAUUUGCUGCUUUUGUAGGUCAGUGACCAAUACUUGCAAAUGCAAUAAUAAAUUUUUAUAUUCAUA
Messenger RNA from Cydia strobilella, 1979 nucleotides. Its product is annotated as E3 ubiquitin-protein ligase RNFT2-like. Gene Ontology annotation, molecular function: ubiquitin-protein transferase activity. The coding region runs from base 187 to 1161 and encodes 324 amino acids. Gene Ontology annotation, biological process: regulation of programmed cell death. The record is from RefSeq and is a predicted model, not a curated record. The transcript has a single exon. NCBI's taxonomy places the organism in Eukaryota, Metazoa, Arthropoda, Insecta, Lepidoptera, Tortricidae.